AUGGUUGCAUCACUGCGUUUUUGGCUACUUUCCUGCAUCUUUCUCCUCUUCAAGCCCUCUAAUGGCUUGUCCCAUCAGGGCAGAGCAACUGCAGAUAUUCUCAUUGAUGGCGUCAGCGUUCCGCCGCCACCCCCGGGCACCAAUCCUCUCGUUGCCUGGGUACACAUGAAAAAUGGAGGUAGCAGUGAGGUGCCUGCUGCCUCUUCGGAAGGUUCGCCAACUCAGCAGGCCGCUGGCACUCAGAACGAAAAUUCGCAACAAGGCGAACAGCCUACAACUACAGACGCAAACCCCUUUUCUGCUUUGCAGACUUCACAGGAAAAAGAAGCGGAAGAAUGCUCUUGCGUCUUCAUGGGCGCUUGUCUUUACAAAGGAGCCUGCCUUUGGAUUGCCGGCAGCUUGUCUUUCGCAGUCCUUUUAUUCUUGUUCUUCGUAGCCUGGGGACUGCAGUGGAUAGUGGCAAUUCCUGCAGAAUGGAUCCUCGCCAAGAAGCCCAUUCGCGAAGGCAAAGUGAAAAGCUCUUCUUCUCAAUCCACUAACUCUGCACCACUUCUGCAGGACUAG
Messenger RNA from Eimeria acervulina, 564 nucleotides. RefSeq lists its product as hypothetical. The transcript is spliced from 5 exons. Lineage: Eukaryota; Apicomplexa; Conoidasida; Eucoccidiorida; Eimeriidae. Bases 1 to 564 code for a protein of 187 amino acids. The record is from RefSeq and is a predicted model, not a curated record.